This is a messenger RNA of Dissoconium aciculare CBS 342.82, 819 nucleotides long. RefSeq lists its product as uncharacterized. The transcript is spliced from 3 exons. Bases 1 to 819 code for a protein of 272 amino acids. The record is from RefSeq and is a predicted model, not a curated record. Lineage: Eukaryota; Fungi; Ascomycota; Dothideomycetes; Mycosphaerellales; Dissoconiaceae.
AUGGCCACGCAAGCGCACUGUGCAUACUGCUUCGAAAGCCUCGCCGCCAGUUUCGAAAACCGCCGCGCCCUCUCCCUGGCAGAAGUCCAAGAUCUCUGGGCGCGAUACAAUGCCGACGAUGUUGGCCCCCGUCCCUCCACCGCCAUAAAUGAAGCCGGCGCCGCAACGACCAAACCAGCAGCAGCCAUCACCCGCCUCCUCAACCGCGUCACAAGAGCAGACGGAGGCAGCAAUCCCUCCGGAUCGUCCGCCACGUCAUCCCGCAAGGAGGAGGAGGAGGAGGAGGAGGAGUACCCGUUGUUUGUGACCUGGAACACGAUGUCCAAGAGCGGAAGGAAGAGCCUGCGUGGUUGUCUCGGCAUCUUCGAACCGUACGAGCUGGACUAUGGCCUGGGAAGAUUCGCGUUGAGGAGCGCAUUCGAAGACCACCGCUUCUCGCCCAUCCCGCACUCCCUCCUCCCUUCCCUCGGCAACCAGGUCACGCUCCUCACAAACUUCAGCACCGGAACCACCGAUCCCUACGCUUGGACCAUCGGCCAGCACGGCCUGCGGAUCAGCUUCACAUGUCGCGGACAACGACUCGGCGCGACGUAUCUUCCGGACAUUGCGUCCGAGCAGGGCUGGACACAAGAGGAGACGCUUGUGUCGCUGAUGAGGAAGGCGGGGUGGAGCGGCGGGAAUAGUUCGAGUUGGGAAAAGGUUUGGCGGGAUGGAAAGGGGGAGUUGGUCACGUAUGAGGGGAAACCGGCGGAGUUGACGUAUCCGGAGUGGAAGGAGUGGAGGGAUUGGGUGGAUGAGGUACAAGGGUCGGGCAGAUGA